This is a messenger RNA of Cyphellophora attinorum, 1497 nucleotides long. RefSeq lists its product as uncharacterized. The record is from RefSeq and is a predicted model, not a curated record. Gene Ontology annotation, molecular function: hydrolase activity. Bases 1 to 1497 code for a protein of 498 amino acids. NCBI's taxonomy places the organism in Eukaryota, Fungi, Ascomycota, Eurotiomycetes, Chaetothyriales, Cyphellophoraceae. The transcript has 4 exons.
AUGGCUCCCAGCCAAGCUAUGAGAGUCCUAUUGGGCUUGGGCGCCUCUGCUCUCGCACUGUGGACAUACGUCUUGUUGUUCGUCUUGUCCAUACGAAGUGGAUCAUUCUUCAGGAAGCCGUCAGAAAAGGAAACCAAUGAGCUUGCUAUCGCAAGAGAUCGACUCUGGAACUUAACCAAGUCUCCGUUGCCAGGCUUCUUCCACCACUUCUACCGCCUUCAUAACGGUCCUCUCAAAGAUCUCGACCUCCAACUUCAUUAUGUCGCCAACCAAGAACCUCGUACUCAGUCGGGCAACCUUGUCAUCCUGAUUCAUGGAUUCCCUGAUUCAUACGCCAUGUGGAACCACCUGCUGCAAGAGCCCUCCAUACCGAUAGAAGAAGCAACAUACGUGGCAGUCGACCUGCCAGGCUACGGUGGAAGCGAUAGCCUGCCGAAGUCUGAUACUAUGGUCCUCGAGGCUCUGGCUGAAUUCAUCGUCGCCAUGAGAGAGAUGUUCUUGAAAGAUGACCGCACACAGAACACAUACGUUGUUGCACAUGAUUGGGGCGGCGUGCUUGCCAAUAGACUUGCUGCAGAUGCUGCAGUAUUGGCGGAUCGCUUCAUCAUUGUGAAUGGCCCCUCCUCGGAUCUCAUGCGAGCGAAUGGUACCCAAAUCUUUGAAAGCUCCAGGAAAAUCUUCAAGCAGUUCCGACAAGCUCCCUGGACCAAUUUUGGAUGUCUGACAAAGUCCAUCAAGACUGUGUCGCCAGUGCUGCGACAGUUGCUGAUGUCGGGUUACAUCUUCGCCUUCAAUCUGCCGGCAUUCAUGGUGAAAUACCUCGGCACUGGCGGUAACAUGGCAUUCAUUCGUGGCGUCAACGCGAUUCAGCUGCGUGAGAAGAAGCCGAGUCUGUUCAAGCCCGAGGGCCUGGCCACCAUACUCGGUCCGAGUGUCGCAGAAUGCGAGGCCACAUCGUCGAAUGGCGUUAAUGGAGCCAAUGCUAAAGUCUAUGGCCCAACCGUGGUGCAGCGGGCAAAGUCACCUGGAACUCAUUUCUUGAGCAUGACAAGCUAUUACCGUGACGGACCAGCCUCGAAACCGUGGCAUAAGUCACUGGAACUUAUUGCCGAUCUUCAUGCUAUCGAUUCCGCUGCCUCAGAGUCAAGCUCGCCCGCCAGACGUCGAUCGUCUUCUUCCACGUCGUCAGCUCUCUUUACACCACAGGUCAGAGGUAUGCUCCACGCGCCAACUACAGUGAUUUGGGGCGAGAAGGACGUUGCAUUAGGUAGGCAGCUUUGUCUUGAUGGCCUCGAUGGCUUGCUGCCAAAGGACUCAGAAGUCAUACUGUUGCCCAGAAGUGGUCACUGGACGCCCCUGGAGCCACAGUCGAGAGCUGCAAUCGCCAAGGUCGUGGGGAUGUAUGCUAUUGAGAAAAACAACAUGUUGACUGGUAAGCCUAUGACUCAGCAUGCUGCACACGUAUAUGAAGGCGCGACCCAGAUGGUGAAGAAAUGA